Messenger RNA from Branchiostoma belcheri (Belcher's lancelet), 696 nucleotides. RefSeq lists its product as uncharacterized. The transcript has 3 exons. Gene Ontology annotation, molecular function: calcium ion binding. The coding region runs from base 12 to 398 and encodes 128 amino acids. NCBI's taxonomy places the organism in Eukaryota, Metazoa, Chordata, Leptocardii, Amphioxiformes, Branchiostomatidae. The record is from RefSeq and is a predicted model, not a curated record.
AUGACGGCAAAAUGAGCAACACAGAGCUGGCUGAAGCACUGAAGGAGUUGGAUUUGACACUCAAGCCAGAACUGCUUAAUGCGAUCAUAGAGCAUUACGACAGGCCUCCCAAAAACGGGUUUCUGGAGCUGGCUGAGUUCAUGACCCUGUCGUCCCUGGUUACUGACCUGAAGGCCAUCGAAGCUUCUAAAAGGGAAGAAGUUCUUCAGCAUUUUAUUGACCUUGACAUGGAUAAAGAUGGCUACAUCGACGAUGACGACUUGAAAAAAGCUCUGGAGUCGGUGGGCAUGGAGAGUGAAGACGCCACUGCCCUGGCCGCGGUCACCUCUACCAUUGCCGACAUUAACAGCGAUGGCAAGAUCACUAUCGUCGAGUUAGCUAGGUACUUAGAAAUGUAGAUACGCUAUAGAAAGCAACAGAUUGGAGAAGUGUGAUAAAUAAUCAUUAUCUCACAGUUUUUAAAAUAAUUCUAGCCAACUGUUUGCUUUGUUGACGAUGAUCGUAUAAAAUGCUUUGUUGACGACGAUGGUAUAAAAUGCUGAUAUAGAUAUUUUUACCUUUUAAGUGUGUGCAUUACCACGGCAUAAUGACAAUACAUUACAAAGGAAACAUUAAUGGAUAAUACACUAUAAAGAUCACAUACUGAUACGAGUAAAGCACUGCAAAGACGUCACAACUCGUCAAAGGCCUUGGACG